CCCACAGGUUGUGAGGAAUGUGGUAUUUCACUGUAUCGUGAAACAUGACAAAGUCAUUGUGAAUUGUGAAAUAGGACAUUUAUCAUGCUGGAGGUGUUUGACUGUUGGUCACAUGUAAACUUUGGUACCUGCAGGAUAAAUAACGAAAACACACAGAGUUGUGCAACACUUGCCUGUUUGAAUUGGAUUUAUUCAUAUCAUGUUUUUUGGUGAAUUCGGCCAUACUUUUAUGGAGUUUCUGAGGAACAGUGGGGAAUACUGCCUGGCACAACACACAGUUCACGGCGCAGUGUAGACUUGACAGAUUGCUCCAUUGAGAUUUUAAGUGCUAACCAUUCUUCCCUUUGGAUGCGCAACCUUGACCUUGAUCCCCCGUGACCCGCAACUUGGCAGUCUGAAUGGGUUGAAACGAAUGAGGAGAGAUUGUGUUGUCACGGAAAUCCCGCAGUAUCGGGCCCAGCCGUCUUUCACAGUACAGUUGAUCAAACUUGGGGCGCGUGGUCGCGCUAGCUCAUGUGCAGAAGCAAGUGAGAAAAACAUUUGUGGGGAGAAUAGUUUCAAUCGAAAUCACAAUUUCAUCGAAACCAGCGCAAGUGUUCAUUUUGACGCGGAUACAAACGUGCUACUAUUGCUGCAGUUUUUGUUGUUCGUGCUGUUUACGUCAUUUGAGGUGAAAAACUUGGCAGGUGAUUUGUUGGAUACGUCUGCUUCAGCCUGCGCACUGCCUCGAUUCCGGUUUCCAACGGUGAUUGUAGUAUCGGCCUUCUUAGAAUCUUCAUUUGUCUCUCGUGACUUUGAAGUUUGUAGAAAUAUAUGUUGAUUCUUUUAGAUAAUCUCAGUAGGUCAUAGUGCAUAUAUUCCUUUUUAUUUAUUUAUUUUUGAGUGUGUGAUAUAAUAAAAUACACUGUCCUCAAAGGCUAAAUUGCUGAUAUACCUCUUUCAUACAUAUAUAAAGACUGGAAAUCACAUUUUGUGACACAGUUGUCGAUAUCAGAGAGAACAAUUUUAAACAACAGGCCGAGAACAUUUAUAACUAUACAAACCAAUAGACUGGAAAUUCAGUGCAAGUAAACAAUUCAAGUGCCUAUAUACAAACAUAUUCAUUCUAUCUAGACUAGACAAUCUAUAGGUGUGGAAAUUACAUCGUCACUCGCCAAAAAAAGAAACCAUUACCACAACAGUGGUACAUAAAAUCGAAAAGUGAAAAAACUAACAAUCAAUAUCAAAAUCUGUGACAGAAAACCUUUUUUCCUUGUCCAACAAAGAACAUAUUUGUAAGUGCCAGUGAAUGACCUCUGAUACAGUCAUGAAGACCCGCCGCCCAGAUCCUGCCAUGAUCGAGUACAAGAACAUGAGGUUCCUGAUCAUGGACCGGCCCACAGAUGCCAGCAUUGACAAGUUCAUUGAGGAACUCAAGAAGUGUGGAGCCAAGGAUGUUGUGAGGGUGUGUGAGCCUACCUACAAAACAGACAAGCUGGAUCUGGAGGGCAUCAGAGUCCUUGAUUGGCAGUUUGAUGACGGGUUCCCGCCGCCCAGCAAGAUUGUGGACGAGUGGUUCAGCCUGCUGAAGUCCCGGUUCAGAGAGAGCCCGGGCUGCUGUGUGGCCGUGCACUGUGUGGCAGGGCUCGGGCGUGCACCUGUACUGGUGGCCCUAGCCCUCAUGGAGUGCGGGCUCAAGUAUGAGGACGCGGUGGAGCUCAUCAGAACAAAGAGACGUGGUGCUAUCAACGCUAAGCAGCUGUCAUUUCUCGAACACUAUCGCCCGAAAUCUCGCCUAAAGGCUAAAGGCAACGGACAGAAGCAGUGCUCGAUCAUGUGACUAGUUGCUGUGGUAACAGAAAUCAUCAUGCGACGGGAUAAAAUAAAUCAUUUCCAAUGACUUGACAUUUCAAACCUAAAAUACAGCAUUUUCCAUCGCAUGCUGCCAAAAUGUUGGAGAUUCCGCUUAAACCUUUGUUGAAAAUAAUUAUUGGUUUUUGUCAUAUAAUUUUAUGGUUUGCAUUUGUUUAUAGUGAAUGUGAAUUAUUCUUCCAUGAUUUAUGCCAAUAAUAUUUCUUUUCAAAUGAAAAUAAGCCAGUACAAGUUGUAUUUUAUGAAAUUAAUAGAUUAAUAUUUUUUUUAUUCUGUCGUACAUUUUGUAAGUUAUAUUUUAUUUAACUUAUGUUUAUAACAAACUCUGUUCAUGUUCUCAUGGUGGCCUAUUUGAAUGGAGCACACUGGACCUCACUGACAUGCCCACCCAAUAUUCUUUGUAUAGAUGUACAUAGGCCUUCCUGAACACUUGACCUAUCAAUAUUCUUAGUAUAGAUGUAUAUAGAAGUCCUUCCCGGACACAUUCCCUCCCAUCAUUGUCAUCAAUAACAGCCUGUUUGUUGGUAAUGAUAAUAAGCGAUAAUGUUAUAACAAGUGUCCUCGAAAAGGGAUCAAUUUUUUUAAUUUCUUAAGUUUCAAUAAAUGAGUUUUCGACUCGGUGGCUUUUUUGUAACGAGUUAAGUUAGUUGAAUCAGCUAUGAACUAUGAUAACAUAGGGAGAGGUAUAGCUUAAUGUCACAAGGACCAUUAUCUGCAAGGGCAUUUGUCUGCCCAUGCUAAUAAUAUUUGCAGGGCACAUAUCCAAGAAGGCUGGUGUCUGGCUCUCGCCCAGUUUUAUACUGAACCAUGACCAUGCUUUAAAUUAAUCAGAAGACGAGACUUUAUUGCAACACAUUUGGUUGUUUUUUUUAUCCCAGAGUUUACAAGUGAUUGAUUUGAUUAUGCAGCCAUGUGCUUUUGUUGUACACUACAGAUAUAUACCAAUGAACGCAGUCAUUGAUGGACAGCUACAUACUGACCAUGUAGAGUUACAAUGUAUCUCCUCUUCAUAUCAUAAAAGAGUUAAUCAUUAAAGAAAGUAAUUGCCAAGUUGUUCAGAAAGUAUUCAGAAUAAUCGCUAAUACUUAAGUGUUCACUGCAUCAUUUUAAUUUGAAUACUUUGGAUUUUCUCAUUUAUUUGUUCUGAUGGCUUGGUUUUUAUGCUCCCCCAAAAUUUAUUUUGGGAGGAGCAUAUAGUCGCCGCUUCAUCUGUCCGUCUGUGUGUCCGUCCGUGCACAAUUUUUGUCCGGGCUAUUUCUCAGCAACUAAUGACCGGAAUUCAAUGAAACUUAAUGGGAAGCUUCACUACCAAGAGGAGAUGUGCAUAUUAUCAGCGGGUUCUGGUCUGAUCAUUUUUCACAGAGUUAUGGCCCUUUUAAAUUUUCUAUGAACAAAAUUCUUGUCCCCCCAAUUACUAUUCCCUCAAGACGUUUCCUUUUAUCUGAAUAUAUAGAGCAAUAUUGUGACAAAAAAAAACUUGGGGAGCAUCACCCGUCUCCAACGGUUUCUUGUUGCAGAGGUUUUGGAUGCAGAGAUGCAGAGGAGCUUGUUUUGAUUUCACACCUUUACCUUAGUUCCCAAUAUAUGAUCAUAUGUUUCUUCAAUUAUUUUCAAAAUGAAGUUUGUACAUUAUGUUUGUAAUCAUUUUGAUAAUACACAUGUACACGUAUUAAACACAUUUAAAGUGAAAAGAAAAGAUUAUUAUAACAAAAAAUUAACAGCAACCAACUGAUCAUAUUAUUUGAUAUAAAAUAAACAAACAGGAAAAUUAUAAAGCAAUAUCAAGAGAACCAUAUGACAAAGAAACAAACUACUGAUAACAACAACCAUAUAUAUAAUUUCUCACUUGGUUUAAGAGUAACUGCUAGAUCAAUGUGUUAUGCUUCAUUUGUUAUUUUAUCUUGUAAGAUAUACAUAUAUUCAUAUGUUAAUGUUUCGUAAAUGCCAGUUCAAAACUUGUUCAUGGAAACUGUUCCAUCUGAAUCUAGGAAAAACCUAUUUUGGUCACAACCUUUUUUUAAUACAGUUUGUUAAUAGAUAUAUUGGCGUCUGGCAAGUUUGUUUCCCAAUUUCUGGAAAUUCCCAUGCAGUUUAUUGAUCAUUAUUACAUCAUUAAAACAAUAAUUUUGUAUACAUUUAUCAUAAGAAGAAAGAUUAUUUUUGUCAAUUUUGAAAUCAAUUACUCAUUUUUAGAGACAGUAUUACAGCAUGAGGAAACAAACUUUUCCAUGCGACAAAUCCUGUGAAAAACAUGCAGUUUCGUAUUGAAAUGUUUGACCUAUUUUCAGACACUAUUAUAUAGAUUUUAUAUCACUGUUGUCAUUUAAAUAGCAAUAGAUUUUGGGAACUGGUAACCUAUUACAUAUAAUUACCAUAUAGCAAUAUUUGUGUUAUCUCUGUUUUUACUAAAUAAAUAAUGAACAUGUACAAGUUGGCUGUACUAUGUCCUGUAGAUUUUCUUAAUCUGUUUAAACUAGCAACAUGUUUCUGAUUAAAAACUUACAUGUAUCUAAAAAUUAAUAUAAGCUUUUGUAUCAUAGAAAUAGUUUUAGGGGAAUGUCGGACUUGAACAAUUUUUAUUUUGUAAAACAUGAAAAUUGAGUUCAAACUCCAGUGACAGAAGCACCCUUUGAAUUCUAGACCUACCAUUUUGAUUGUGUAAACUUCAAAUUCAAACUCAGAGUCAGCUUACAAUUUAACCAAUGAGAAUUGUUGUUGCAUUUGAUUUUUUAUUCUGAUUGGUUGAAUAUUAAGUAUCAUAAGGUUGGGCUUAAAAAAAGUUUCUGCCAAUAUCUGAUUCUGAAAAUCUUUUAAAUCUUAAUGGAUGUAUAAAAGACAGAUACCUAGAAUAUGCAAUUUUCAGCCAGGAAAACAAAACAUGCCUCUUGGGUCAUAACUGACCACGUACUGUUCUUCUAAUCAUUAUUUGUUUUGUUCUUGAUUUUUCACGUUUUGCCAUGCAGUUCUUUCCCAUCACAGGCUCAUAAGACUGGAUUUGUGUUUCAUAUUUUUUCUGGAUUCUGACCCAUUGCAGAACUUACUACUUUCUCUAUUUAUAAUGAGAUGAUAGUUAAACCCAUUGUGUAAAUAAAUAAUUAAUGCAUAUUAGUUGUGCACUAGUAUCAGUUUCAUGAUUUUGUAUGCGCAAUGCUCUGGUAAAAUCUGGCUUAAUGCACAUGUGUCAAGUACUGUCCCAGAUUAGCCUGUGCAGUCCAUGCAGGCAUAAAAGGGACAACACUUUCUGUUUUUAUAGAUUUUCUCCUUCAAAGGAAGUUUCUUAUAAACAAACUUAUCAGGUACGGAGAACGUGUUGUACCUGGCACGAUACUUGACGCACAUGCAUUAAAAUCGAUUCUCCCAGUGCAAAGCUCAUGAACCUGCUAAUACAUACAAGUAACCAAGUAACUGUAUAUACUGUUAAAUGCUUUUAGAAGUUUUAGCAGUUUUAUGUAUGGUUCAAAAUCAUGAGAAUUUCCAAAAAUCCUAAGCAUUUAAGGAGAGAUCUGCUCAGUUGGCAUACACAAGCAGCAUGUAAACAGCAUUAAUGGUGAUGUACACAACUUAUCUGGCAAUAUUUAAAAUAGAUGAUACUAGAAAACGCAAGAGGAAGUGAUUAAAACCAUGUGGUUAUGAGUAAAAAAAAUUGUAUUCGAACUUGUAUUUACAGUUACUUGUAUAAUAGAGUUCAAAUUGUGCAGAAUAUUCGGUGCACUGCUAUUAGAAUGUUCAUAUGAUAUAUAUAUUUUAUGCUACUGGUAUUCAUUUUGUUGUAUAAAAUGUAGUUCUCCUAAUUACGAUUUUUUAUUUGAACAUAGCUUGAAUUUAUUUCAAAAUUCAUUCAUUAAAUUUUGUUCAGUUUUAA
Messenger RNA from Dreissena polymorpha, 5713 nucleotides. RefSeq names its product protein tyrosine phosphatase type IVA 2-like. Gene Ontology annotation, molecular function: protein tyrosine phosphatase activity. Gene Ontology annotation, biological process: protein dephosphorylation. Gene Ontology annotation, cellular component: nucleus. The transcript is spliced from 6 exons. The record is from RefSeq and is a predicted model, not a curated record. NCBI's taxonomy places the organism in Eukaryota, Metazoa, Mollusca, Bivalvia, Myida, Dreissenidae. The coding region runs from base 1289 to 1819 and encodes 176 amino acids.